Molecule: messenger RNA, 981 nt
Organism: Aspergillus uvarum CBS 121591
Lineage: Eukaryota; Fungi; Ascomycota; Eurotiomycetes; Eurotiales; Aspergillaceae
Product: zincin
Exons: 1
Coding region: 1-867 (288 amino acids)
Biological process (GO): proteolysis
Cellular component (GO): extracellular matrix
Molecular function (GO): zinc ion binding; metalloendopeptidase activity
Source: RefSeq, a predicted model, not a curated record
AUGUCCGAUCAACAGGCCACCCUCGACCCAGGCCGCGCCAGCUUCUUCAAUGACCUGAAGGGCGCCGUGGGGCAAGAAGCCCUAAAGACCCUCGACCCCGCAACCGACCUCUCCGACGAACAGCCCGACGAGCCGUCCUCCACCUCUGAAAGCCCAGCAAGAUACACCUGCUCGACCCAGAAGCCCGCACCCGUGACCUUCACCGAUGCCACCGGCACCAGCAGCAGCGACCCAGCCGCCAACACUGCCGCCCUUCAAGUCGGCUUCGGCAAAGCGAUCCCGCGGUGGAAGCCCGGCCCCAACCAGCGCGUCAACUUCGCCGCCUUCGCCAACGGGUACCCGAAGCCCGAGUGGGCGACGCUGGCGGCUAACGCGCUGAAGGCGGCGGCCGACGAGUGGAACCGGCUCGAGCUCGGGGUGAGCAUCCAGUGGGUGGCGCGGCUGGAGGACGCGGCGUUCGUGCUCUCGUACGGCGGCAGCCAGGGCGGAGUGCUGGCCCAGGCCUUCUUCCCGAGCCCGAUCGACCUGAACUCCCUGAACGUGUACGAGGCGGCCUUCGCCCCGGGCUCCGUCGCCUACCUGAAGAACAUCUUCCUGCACGAGCUCGGCCACGUCCUCGGCCUCCGGCACGAGUUCGCCCCGGAGCUCGAGGACACCAAGGAUGACUAUACCGUGCAGCUGGGCCCCCGCAACCCGCUGUCCGUCAUGGCCUACGAGUUCCCGCCGCAGCUGCAGACCUCCGAUGAGGACAGCGCGCGCGCCUUCUACCGGUUCCCUGGGGCGCAGCUCGGCUGGGGGGAGGCGUGGAGUCGGGCGCCUAAGUCCGAAAGGUUGCUCAAAAUUGUGGAUGUGGAGCCAAACAAUUAGGGCUUUGGUGGUUGUACAUGGCAGGGGAGGUAUUGAGGGUGAGCCUGGGGUUGCUGGCAUUUGAUGAUUCAGUUCGAUGUGCUUGACUUAUCUGGUGCGUCCUCUGUAUGUAGC